Doryrhamphus excisus (bluestripe pipefish) is the source of this 5692-nucleotide messenger RNA. RefSeq names its product PALM2 and AKAP2 fusion (gene palm2akap2). Gene Ontology annotation, cellular component: membrane. The record is from RefSeq and is a predicted model, not a curated record. Gene Ontology annotation, biological process: regulation of cell shape. Lineage: Eukaryota; Metazoa; Chordata; Actinopteri; Syngnathiformes; Syngnathidae.
GUAUGUAUUAUUUGUCAAUAAACACUCCAUAUGUCAUGUGUAUGUUUAGGUUGUGGUACAGAGGGUGCAGGAUUUGCAGCAAUGGAGGAGUGUUUUGUGCACAUGCAAAUACAAGUGACCCUGCUACCUCUCUUAUGCACACACACACACACACAUCCAGUGUGCUCCCUCCAUCCCUUCCAAGGCAGGGUGAUGCAGGAGCUGCGGCAGCAUCUCUGACACAGAGCGUGACGAACACACACACACCGAAAAGGCAGGAGGAAGGAAGGAGGAGGGGGCAGGAGGAGGAAAGGACGAAGAGAGACAACUCUGUCAAAAAAAGGAAGGCGGCGGACGGGAGGAGAAGGAGAGGAGGGUGAGAGGGUGGAAAUGGAGACGAGAAGAAGAGCAGAGGGUGUUGCAGCCAUGAUGUCGGACACACCUUUGCAGAGGAACGGCACGGCAACAGUACGGAUGUCGUGUGAGGAGGCUCAGCUCCACAAAGAGAGGCUGCAGGCCUUGGCGGAGAAGCGAAAACGUCAAACUGAAAUCGAAGACAAGAGAGGCCAGCUGGAUGAGUUGGUUUUACAGCUGCAGCAUGUCAAGUCCAAAGCCAUGCGGGAGCGAUGGCUCCUCCAGGGAAUGGGAGCGCAAGAAGAGGAGGCACGGAGGAAGCAGUUGGAGCUGGAUGAAGAGCACGGGAAGAAGAUGGAAGACAUGAUUCAGAGGCUGGAAUCAGAAAUCGGCACACUUGAGAGUGAAGAGUCUCUGAUUUCUGCUAAAGAACAAAUUCUACGAGAACGCUUGAAGGAGACGGAGCGCUCGAUAGAAGACCUCCAGAAGAGUUUGAUGUCCCGUGAUGGAGAGGCCACCGCCUGCACGUCCGCUCCUCUCUCGGACUGCGCGGACCUCCAUCCCGACCACCUCACCCCGGCCUCGUUGCCCCGGACCAGUCCACCUGCGCCUGGAGAGAAGGCCGCUCCGAGACCCGCAAUGUUUGCCAUGGAGAUCAACGUGCAGCAUGACCCUCAGACUGGCGAGCAGCGCAUCCUGUCGGCGAACCGCGUCAGCCCCUCGGAGGCGGGGACGCGCGGCAUCAAAGUCUACGACGACGGCAGGAAAGUCGUCUACGAAGUCACCUCCUCCGGGGGCGUGUCCACCACUUCCAUGGAGAAUGGCUGGAGCUCCUCGCAGGUCGACCAGCUCAUCCAAAGAGCAGCCAGACCAGUUCGAGGGGGUGAUGACAGGAAGGGUCAGGUGUUGGUGACCCCCGCCGCCCCGCAGGCCUACGUGUCGCCGGCCGAUGUGAACGAUCUGUCCCCGCCAUCCUGCGCCCCGCCUUCCAUCCCGUCAAGCCCGCCUGCACAGGUCACACUCCAGAGGGAGACUCGGCUCGGCAUGAUGCCCCCAUCCUCCGCCCCCAUCAUGACACAGCCCGGCCCGUCUGCUCAUCCGGAACCAGAGCUCGGGUCCUUUCCCCAAUCCGGCGCCGAGCACCCAGUCACCAUGGUGUUCCUCGGCUAUCAGGACCUGGAAGACACAAGCGAGAGCAGGCGGCUGCUGGGCUUCGACGGCACCGUGAAGGCUGAGGUGGUCCUCAUCGAUGAAGACGACGAGAAGUCCCUGAGGGAGAAGACGGUCACCGACCUGUCCGUUAUCGACGGCACGGCGGCCGACCUGGUGUCGGGCCGGCCGGUCACGUCCGAGGCCGCCAGCACGGAACUCUCAUCCGACGGCCGCGAGCCUGACAGCGCCGCCUCACCCCCUCCCAACCCCGACGCCAACAAAGCCCCGCCUCCUGGCCUCACCCCUGCUACAGGCCAUGGGGUUGCCACGACAACGACAAAUGGACAUCAGGCCGCAAUGCCGAGCAGACAUCCUCACACUGCCAUGAAAUCCUGGCAGGCACCCGAGGAUGUCAGUGGCACAAUACCAAAGGAGAGAGCCUUGAAGAGUGUCAGUUUCCAGGAAUCGGUCAGCAUCAUAACCGACAGACCGCUCAUCAUGGAAGUGGAGACCCAGCAGAUCCAGCAUGGCUGCCUGAGCAGAUCCAGCGACCAAGGCCACAAUGACAGUGAGGUGGAACAGGAGAUUCGGUACCUGGACCAGGUGCUCGAUGCAGCCUCAGAAACACCCACAAAUGGAAACUCAUACCCCACACCAGUUAGCAUAGAUGGAAAACAUUCCUCUGUGAAUGUGUCCCAUUCGUCCCCUGGAUAUCACCAGUCCAUCACUGUGGAGGGGCAAAGACAAACCACGUUCGUACAUCAGGACGACUCUGGUGUAAAAACCAACGGCCAUGGGCCGAGGGAGGACUCCAGCCACAGGAGCGCAAAGUUUGAGCUGAGAGCUUUUCAGGAAGAUAAACGGCCAGCAAAACUCUUUUCUCCAGGAGAGGAGCAGCAUGUCAGAGUGACAAGGAGACGGAAUUCCGAGGAGGUCCAGGAGUUGGAGCGUGAGCGUCAGGAGCUGAUUAGAGAUCAGGCCGUGAAGAAAAACCCGGGCAUUGCUCAGCGUUGGUGGAACCCUCCGCAAGAGGUUCCUUUGGAACAACAGCUGGAUGCAGAACAGCUUGAAUCUCUGAAAAAAUACCAGGAGAGAAAACAACAGAGGCAGAAUCAAACAUAUGCAUACACGCAGCCUCAGGUGACUGGACCGCCCACGUUGGUGACUUUUGACCCGGAGCUAAUCAGGAAGGAAGACGUUGUGGACAAAAAGAUUGACUUCUCAUCUGCCAGGAGGCAAUUCCUGCAAGGGGACGUGACCAAGAAUUCCAUAGCUCCUCACAUAUACUCCGCCAGACCCUUCUCAAAGUCCGUAGCCAGGACCAACAAUGGCAGCAACAACAUUGUUACAGAAACCGGAGAGUGUCAUGUGACCUGGUAUGAUGAAGGAGUUCCAGGAGAAUUUACGAGUGUUCGAGCUGUCAUGACAAAUUUAAGCGAUGAAGAAGAAGGGAAGAGCCACUUCCAUACAGGCUUUCACCCAGAGGAGUCCGACUCGGGACUGGAAGAGUUAUCAGUCCGCUCUCAGGAUACAACAGUGUUUAGCUUGGAUAGUGUUUCAGAUAGUGGAGCCUCACUCCCCCCGACUCCAUUGCCGCUUACGCCGGUGUCACCACCUACCCCCCAGCCCACUACUCCAGUCAACGGGCGAGCCACGAGCAGUGGAGCUGAGGAUGAGCUGGAAUAUCAGGCGGGAGUACUUGUCCAGAAUGUCAUCCAAAAUGCCCUUUCGACCAAUGGAGGUGACUGGCAGUUGUCGCUCUCAAAUUUGGAUUCUUCACAAAUGAGCAGCCCUGUGUCUUCAUCAUCUGCUUCAACAAGUAGCCCAGUGCCAGUCUCCUCCUCCCCUCUGUCGUUUGGUGAAUCUGAUCGUGUCCAGUCACCUGUGUCCUCCAGCUCUUCCAGCGCUGCUACAUUUAACCCAUCCCCGCAGCCAGACCGGCCACUAGACGCACAGGUUGCUUGCCAAGAGAAGCCGAUAGAAACACAAGAUGCUCUGCAGCAGCGACACUCACCUAAUCCAACUCAGCCUUCGCAACCAUCUCCAACAUCUCAACCCAUCUCUCCACCACGGAGACCCAAAGAGGGAGGACCGAGGAUCACAAUCCAGUCUUCUUAUACCAGAGCUCUUGCUUCGUCAGCCCCGGUUUCUGCUCCAGCUCCAUACUCUGUCACAACUGCUUCUGUCCCCAGGCCACCCCCAGUCUGCCGCCCCCCUUCCCCUCCAAGCCCAGAAAAAUCCGAGUUCAGCUACUUCAGUAAAUAUUCCGAAGCGGCUGAACUUCGUAGCACGGCAGCAGCAGCAAAAGGCCCCGAGGUGGAGGUGGCAAGCGGGCCCUUCCGCCUGCGCUCCAAGAAGCAACGCACGUUGUCCAUGAUCGAGGAGGAGAUCCGAGCGGCUCAGCAGCGAGAGGAAGAACUGAAGAAACAGAGAGAGGCUCAACCGGCUGUUAUCCCUCGUGCCGGGAACGCUACCAGCAGCAGUCAAGUUCCUGCGAGAACGGGGAUGCGGAAAACCACCAUCAACCCGGCAGACAAGCUGAAGAGCAACAGCCUGCCAAGUCGACUCACGCUGACAGCAAGGACAGCACCAGGAAAGAUCGAGAAGGUUCGACCUGCUCCGCCUGUCUCACCAUCGCCUUCAGAAGGAGCCUUGUCUGACGCCGGCAGCGAGGACUCUGGAGGAUCACGGCCCAAAAACUUCAUGCAGACACUCAUGGAAGACUAUGAAACACAUAAGGUGAAGAGGAGGGAAAAAAUGGAGGACAACAGUUAUGCCCGUUUGUUGCUGGCUAAUGAGGUAACCACUGAGGUGUUGGAGGCCACUCGCGUCACCAGGAGGAAAAGCGACAUGGCCCUGAAAUGGGAAGCCGGUAUCUAUGCCAAUGAGGAUGGAGAAGAGGAGGAAGAAGAGGAGGAGGAGGAAGAGGAGGAAGAAGAGGAGUAAAAAUAGAAUGGCGAUGAGGACAGGCAGAGAGGAAGUAGUAUUUAUUCUACAGAUCACAUGACCCCCUCUGGUCUGACCAGCGGCGCUCAGCAAGGACGAUGUGUGAUUUUGAACUUGGAUUCUGAAGGUAUAAAUGGCAUGCAGUGAGUAUGUGAGGCAAACGGAAGGUUGAUGCAAGGCACAGCUGAAGGAACUGCAAAGUAUUCUUAGGAUGUUUUAGAAGCUUGGAUUGUAUUUUUCAUUUGAGGAGUCACCACCAAUCAUCCUGGAAAUGAGUCUGGCUUGUUACUGAGGCCUCAUGCGUUCAUCAUUGCACAAACUACAGGUGGGUUGGUGUCUCAUUCCCUAGGUCCCUCCUGGUUUUGCCUCGUUGCCUUAGACUCUUGGAUGCAUGAUGGUUAUUUCAUUUUCUAGCCUGCAUCUGUAAACGCAGAGACAAGUAGAAAGGUUGGUCAGUGAUCACAAUUACUGGUGUGUCGUGUUUGUGCAGGGAGCGAUAUACAGUAUAUAUAUUAUAAAAUCACCCGUCUUUUGUAAGCAGUUGUAUUAUACGGAGGUAGGACUGUAUUUAACAUGUAUUCCAGUCUAUCUAACAUUUUGUGACUAUCGUGUGAUGACAAAAAAAAACUUUUAAAAAGUUGGAAGAGAACCAGUUUGCCUAUUUAAGACAAAACGACCGCAUUUUCCGGACCUUGAGUCGCAUCAGUCAAAAAAUAUGUCAUGAAGAGGAUAAAUCCAACAUCAAGCAGAGACAUUUAAUUUGAAAAAUCAAUAGCACACGGAACAACAGGCUGAAUAGGUGUCCGCUAUGUUAAGCGAGUUACUGGAAAGCAGGUUCGCCAAGCUCCCGAUCUCUGAACCCACUGAUCCUGCAGCACUCUCUUGUGGCUGUUGACAGUAAUGUUCCUGCUUGCAGUCAGUAUAAAAUAUGUAAAAAAUGUUUAAUUAUAUUUAAGUUGCAGGACUAGUCAAACUAUGGGGGGGGGGGGGGGGCUGCAACACAUCGUCUGGAAAAUAAGGUAUCAGUUUUAUUCAUUUUUUUUCACUGGAUGUGGAAGUGUAGGACCAGAUUGGCGAAAGUAGGAAACAAAGAGCACAAGGAAUGAGUCUGAAUUAAGCGUGUUUAUAUUUUAGUGUGGCUCCAGAUUCUAAACCACUUUAACUGAAAAGUAGCAGGAUUAUUCUACUCUUCGGUCUGCCCCACCCCCGCCCCAGCGUGAGAAUGUCAGGAGGAUGAUGAAACUGUAACCAAAGGUCACCG